Messenger RNA from Bicyclus anynana (squinting bush brown), 9259 nucleotides. It is a transcript of the gene Gbs-70E, whose product is annotated as protein phosphatase 1 regulatory subunit 3C. Gene Ontology annotation, molecular function: glycogen binding; protein phosphatase 1 binding. Gene Ontology annotation, biological process: regulation of glycogen biosynthetic process. The record is from RefSeq and is a predicted model, not a curated record. Gene Ontology annotation, cellular component: protein phosphatase type 1 complex. Bases 284 to 1132 code for a protein of 282 amino acids. The transcript has a single exon. Lineage: Eukaryota; Metazoa; Arthropoda; Insecta; Lepidoptera; Nymphalidae.
UAUGAUAAACUUAAUUAUAAAAAACCUCGAUCCAUAUACGUAAAAAGACUGAUGUAGUAAGUAAAUAAAAUUUAUUACUGUCAAGUAUAGGAAAUAUUCCUCACCUUGACCCGAUAUUCCAUUAACAUGUCAACAAAAUAGUCCACAACUUUUGUCUUCCAACGUCACCCUACACCAAUGCGUGGUCGGCGCCUGCGCACGUAUAUCGGCGCGCGACGCGAUCGAUUCCGUUUAGUUGACCGCCGGCCGCGGCGCUGUACGGACGUGUUGUUGCAGGUACGCGAUGUGCGCCGCCAUAGACAUGCUCGGCUCCGAGCAAAUGUUUUACGGCCGAAGCCCUCCCGCGGGGUUCCUCUCAGACUACACUCCGCAAGUGAGGAGGCCCACGAAGCUGACGACCAGAGGGUACUCCGCGCCGUGUCUGUCGCUCCUCAAACCUGUGCAACUCACACUGAAAGCGGCGCCGAGGUCUUGCAUACGAAUAUCCUCGGAUAAAAAGAACAAGAGGGUAGUUUUCGCAGACGACAGAGGGUACGCGUUGGAACAUGUCAAGUUUAUGACUGAACCGUCCCACGUACCUCCAUACUGGGCCUUGAAGAUCAUCGCCAGCCCGCCCCCGGAGCGCAAACCCUCACCAGCUGCAGACGUGUGGGAGCAGAGGUUCCCACAGCCGGCGUCAGACUACGUGGAGUUCAGACGAAGAAUCAACGAGGAAUACGUGUCGCUAGAGAAUGUUAUAGUCAAACAGAACGAGUGCGCGGUGGACGGGACGGUGAAAGUUAAAAAUUUGGAUUUCAACAAGGAGGUCUUCAUCAGGGCGACCUCCGACGGGUGGAGGACGCAAGAGGACACGUACUGCGCGUUCGUGGAGUCCGGUCCCAGCAACCGAGCGGGCGUUUCGAUUUACGACACCUUCGGGUUCCGUCUACAACUCCCCAUACAUUCCAGAAGGCUGGACUUUUGCGUUUGCUUCCGCUGCAAGUCCGUGGAGUACUGGGACAACAACGGUGGUGAAAACUACACGAUUGAGAAGUCGUCGGUGAGGAAGGCGCCGGCGGUUGCGUGCGCGAGGAUCAACAAUGGUAAUUCGUGGACCGACCGAUCGAUAAGUGGCAACACGCCAUACUGGUGAAACUUGUUUUUAAAGAAUUUUGGUGUUACUUUGUGAAAUGCCCUGUGAGAGUGCCAUGUGUCGGAUUGUGCUGUCUCGAGGUUUGUAAUACUUAUAUACAUCGGAAUGUAAUCUACACCGAGCUAAUAACUGAUUGGAUAGCUGUACGAUUAUUAAGAAAUUGGAAUUGACUCGAAUAUUAAACGUAAUAAGUAGAUAAGAGUGAAAGUGAUGUAAAGGUUUUGGUACCAGCGCCAUCUAUCGGCGAACCGUGGAACUACGUGGUGCAAAUAACUUUCUUACUAUGUUGUUAAGAAUUAUUACGAAAGCAUAACGCUAGACACAUAACACAUUCUGUGAAUGCUGAAAGUCUAUCCAUGCUCCUGCCAUAGAAGUACGGGUAUGAAGGUGGUUUUGGAAGGUAUGCUACCUACCUUCAGUCCAGAUCCUCAAUUGUUGAAGUAUAACCAUGAGGAACCAUGUUUCCAGUCGUCAGACUAGCUUCAGCACACCCUUCACUAUCUUGUUUACCUAGUCUAGUCUUCCUUUAAAGUUUAAUUAUUAAUCUGUGUAUUUUAAAGGUUUGAUGCGAAGCUAACUGAAGGACAUGGUUUCUCAAAAUUAUUAUGCCGAGAGAAAUGAAAUACACUUUGAAUUCGGACGGUUGAGGGUCUGGCACAAUGAAACCUGCUAUCUUCCAAAUCUACCAGUCCGAACUCCUUAAUUGGCUACUUACGUAUGAAUCAGGACUGUCCUACGCGUAAAUAAACUUAUAGCCUUCCUAUAUUACAGCCUUUCUUGAUGAGUACUGUUUACCUACAAACAAAUUAAAAAUUAGGGAAUAAUUCACCUUAUUUCACACCUUAUAAUAAUUAGAAUUAACUUGUUCUUAAAUUAUUAAAAAUAAAUUUGAUUAAUAAGCUUAGAACAAUUAGAUAUGGUUAAUGCAUUAUAAAUAACAUUUUUUAUACAAACCAUACAAAAUUUUAAAUAAAUAAGUUAUGAAAUGACAUGCGUUUUCUACCUUCAUUUCAUAUUUCUUUGUUGGUAAACAGCACUCAUCAAGAAAAGCUGUAUAUAGAAUGAGGUAGCUAUGUCUGGCACUUAGUCCUCAUAAUGGAUGCAGCAAGGAGGCGUCUAUUAACUGUAUGGUGUAGGUAUAUAGGUAGCUUUUCCCCUAUAAGUCUCGUAGCAUUAAUGGGAACAGGGUUAAAUAUUAAAUCACAAGCAAUCUCACGAGGGGAAAUAAAACAAACCUACAAAAAUUAAAAAAAAAGUGAAAACAAUGAGUUUUUUUAAUAAAUCGAACAAAACAACAGCAAUUUAAAAAAUAUAAAUUUUAUAUAGGUAUAUCUCCCGUAAGAUUGUGUCGAGCCAAUCUCACGGGGAGGGAUAUAUUAAAUAGACGCCCCUUUCUGUCCUUGGGUUGAAAAAUUUAUAACUUUUAAUCACAGUUUAAAGUUUACAUUCCUCUCAAUCCAGUUAUAAUAAGAUGCUACAAACGAUGUCUAGUCUUUGAAAAACUUGAAAUGCUAACUCGAUAACUGAUUGUAUAAAAAAAGUUUUCUAAAAUGAUAUUAGAAGUAAAUUUUUGGGUAAUUAUGUAGGUAUGUAAUAUGUAGUCAAAAACGUAGUCCAUCCUACUCAGCGAUUAUUAUAAAAUCUUUGAUGCCUACUAUAAAUGAGGAGUAAAAUUGCGGUUUUUCAUUACCACUUAUAACCUUACCAAAUAGGUACUUAUCAUAUUAUUAUCUCAAGUUACCUACCUACUCAGAACAGAAAUAAACCGGCUGAACAACUAAAACUAAAUAAAUAGGUGAUAAAAGUAAUCUAACAGUUGCACAGAAAACAUAUGACAGUUGGUAAAAUUUGGUAAAACCUAUCUACUUAAUAUUUUACUUUUGUCAAUCUGAUUAAAAUAUUGUUAAUUAAGAAGAGGAUUUUAUAAAUUCUUAUCGAGUCAUUACUUCAUUAUAAAACCUAAUAUGACAUUAUAAUAAACAUAUGCUUGCUUAUUUUAAACUCUAAGCUACGUAAUUUACGAUUUUUAAUUCAUAAAAUACCUAAUAUAUUAUAGUAGAAAAUCCACAUUAGAAACGAACUUCACCAAUCAUUAUAAUGGAUGAAAAGUUGUAAACUAAUUACGAGACGCCCCGCGGUUUCACCUUUGUAGAGUUUAGUUCCCGUUUCCGUGAGAAUACGCGGAUAUACUCAUAUGACAAAUAACGUGGCUUUCUAAUGGUAAAAUUUUCAAAAUCGUUCAUUAGAUACAGAGAUAUGACCUCUACGAUUCCGGAGGGUGUGAGUUCGAAUUCGGUCCGGGCAUGCACCUCCAACUUUUCGGUUGUGCGCAUUUUAAGAAAUUAAAUGUCCCGUGUCUCAAACGGUGAAGGAAAACAUCGUGAGGAAACAUACCAGAGAAUCUUCUUAAAUUUUCUGCGUGUGUGAAUUAUGCCAAUCCGCAUUGGGCCAGCGUGGUGGACCGAAUAUGGGUUGAUAAUGAUGAUGGUGAUACAGAGAUUUUUAGGGAAUUUUACUUAUAGAAGGUCACGUUAUUUGCGAGUGUUAUAGGUUAUAUUUUAUCCUGUAUUUUCACGGGUACGAGAACUACGCGUGAAACUGCGGGACGUUGUCUAGUUUAUUAAUUUGGUCAGCAACUUUUUGCAACCUAUUUGCAAUAUAUUUUUAACAUAAGUAGGUACUUUUGAUAUUUAAAACAAGUUCCUGCUAAUAAACAUAGGUGAAGGUCAUUUCUAAUUCGGAUAAUUGUGAGGUUCCUAGCGCCAUACCUACCUUUUAUCAUUAUAGGUAUAUACCUAGGUACUUUAGUUUAUUCAUAAAUAAGAUUUUCUAUUUUGGGAAGACUGUAUAGCUUUGUAGUAGUACCUAAUGUCAGACGCGAUUGUUUGUGCUGCUGGAGAGUCAACAACACAAACAUUUUUGUAAAUUAUCAUUUAUCUGUAAGUGAUUGAUAAGCAACUUUUUGAGCAUAAACGGGUUUCUGUGUCACACAUCUUCUCUAUCGCUCUAAAUAAUUAGCAACACGUUUCUACAUCAAAAAGCAAAUCUGUCUCCGAAAAUAUAACAUCGGUAACACGUCUCUGUUUAAAUGAUGGACUGAUUUUUACGUGAUUUGCUGAUUCGCUAAAUAAUAAUUUAUUGUUUUUCCCAUAUACAUAGAAAUUACUGUUUCUUUUAUAUAGUGUACAAUGAAUUGUGUACUCAGCUUAUAAUUAAUUAAUAAUUAUAAUUAAAAAAGAAUUCAAACCGUUUUUGGCACGUAGGGUCCGUACAGAAAGUGCUCAGAGUCAGAAUAUUUCAAGAAAUACUAUAUAUUACAUAAUCAUCAUUACAUAUGCCUAAUUUAACGGUUCCCUAUAGGGCAAAGUCUCCCUCCUAUAAGAGGGGAUAUGGUUAGACCCAGCACGUUACUUUAAUAUAGGUUGGCGGGUUUUACGUAUUGUUUUCACGCAGGAAAAGUCGCGGAGAGCUACUAGUCACUUUAUAUAACAAUCCAUCGACAUUAGCGUCCUCGUGUAUUAAAGUUAUUAUGUUCUAUUGAGUGUUAGAUUAAUUACUUGCGAUAAUUAUAAUUAAUUAAUUAUUUUAUAAAACGAUAAUUAUGUUAUUAUUUAUCUAAUUAUAAUAUUAAACGAUUUUAUUGUUUGUAGGUUGAGUAUAAAAGAUGAAAAUGUUGGGACUCGUCUUUUUUUAUUUUCAAAAAAGUAGGUUCUCAUUUUGGCGAAUAUUUUUGUUUGUUACGUUUGUUAAUAUUAAAAAAAUAUUUAAAAAAUAAUAUAGGAAAUCUUUUCGUUAUUUUAUAUUAAAUCAAAAUCACCAAAAACAAUAAAAAUUCACAAUUGCUAAUAUUUUUUUAAAUGUGCGUUUUAUGUUGAAAUCGUGCAUUUUAUGAAGUAUGGUAAUUUGCUCGUACCUUGAUUACGCAACUGUCAAACAAAUUGAAAUUAAACCAUUCUAAAAAUAUUAUUAAUAUUAUUUAAUAAAACACAAAGUUGGACAUUGUAACGGUUAAUACACAAUGUAAAAUUAAUAAGUUAUGAAAUGACAUGCGUGUUUUACCUUCAUUUCUAAUUUGUUUGUUGGUAAAUGGGUUGUAGUGAUUUUCAGAUAGCAUGGGUGCAGUCGCGUGUAUGACGUUCAUAAUACGUACUAUUAUCGUGAAUCGCGGCAAACUUUCAAGAAUGAAACGAACUGUCACCCGCACCAUCCUACAUGAAACGAAGUGUAAUAAAGACCUCUUUUAGUCCGUCAAUACAACCACGACGCUAUUGGAAUUUUAUGAUGUCCAUCUAUACUAAUAUAAAAAAAGGAAAGAUUUUGUUUGUUUGAAUAGGCUCUGAAAAUGAAAUUUUUUUACGUAACUUGAGAACCUCCUCCUUUUUUAAGUGGGUUAAAAAAGGAUAGUGUUACAUUAGGGGUGUGGUAGGGAAGUGUACAUAAGUCAAAACGAAGCUUGACCGUAUCCGCUAGUGAUUUAUACAAAGUAGUAUUUAGGCUCGGAGUACGUUGUCACGGAGAUCAACACGACACUCUCCUUGACUCGAGAUAGCGCAUGCAGAUACGAGUAUGUAAAUAAAUAUGUAUAAGCAAACAGGAACUUAUAGCAAGUGAUAGUGUAUUUACGUGAGGACGAUAACACUUAUCUCUAUUUUAUUGUUAUACUAGCGCAGUCCGCGACUUCGUCUGCGUGGAAUUCAGCAUUUCUCAAAUCUGCGGAAUAUAUGGAUUUUUCCGGGUUGAAAGUAGCCUUUUUUAUUGCUUCAGUUGUUCCAGAUUAGCCUGGACAGAGAGACAAUUUUUUUUUUAAGUUUGUGUUUGCUUAAGUAUCGUGUUCAUAGACAAACACUGCAAUUUUAUUUAUAAAAUGUAAUGUAUUGAUUAGGCUAGCGACCGCCUGCGACUUCAUUCGCGACUUUUUGUACAACUUUUAAAGUGGAACCAUUACGUCGUACAUAAUUUUUGCGUAACUGUAAUCGAUUACACAAACACACAUAACGAAAGAUUAAAAAAAAACGUCUCAUUUUCGCUACAUUACCCAUUAGAAGAGGAGCCAAAGAAUAAUUCGUUGGCUCCUCUUCUAAUGGUUCUUUUAAUAUAACCUAUUGCUUGCUUGAUAAGUGGUUGUUGGCUAAUAGUUCUUCUAAUAUAACCUUUUUACCUUCCUUUCCAUAAAAAUAUUUUGUCAGUUGAGUAGUUUCCGAGGCGUUAGACCGAACAAAACAAACAAUCAAAUUCUUUACUUUUUAGUAGUAGUAAUGUCUGACUUUAUUUCCAAUUUUACAUUAAGGCACGAUAAAAGAAAUCUUGUAGUACACAAUAAAUUGAAAUAAGUAAAACAGGAAGUAAAUAAGUACAUGGACCUUCAGUUGUGAGACAUGUCCUCGUUGCGCAGAUUCAUGGUCACCGCGACCGGAUUCUUAUUAUAGUGACUCGAGCUUUGACAAUCUCAAAAAAGAAGGUUCUUUAUUUUGAUAUAGCAUUUGGUUACAAAGUUCGCUUGGGGAAGUACUGCUAGGGUUGCCAACAGUACUAUACUAUAUAGUAUUGUGUACUGUUGAAGAACUAUACUGUACGCAAAAAUACUACAUUUUCAACUCAGAUAUCUAACAAACAACAUUUUCAUCUGAAAUUUUUAUGAACAUUCGUUUUCUACAGAUGCAAAUAGCGUCUAGCCUGUCCGAGUUUGUCUAUCUUACUGAGUUCUAAUCAUUAAACAUAUAAAUGAAAAAAUAGCAUUAUUUUGGUUUUGUUAAAUAUAAAAAUCAGAUGUGAAAAAAUAUAUUACACUCUUUUAUUGCAGACAAAUAAAUGAGUUUGGAUCAUGCCGCGAUGCAAGAACCAGCUCAUGACUAAGGGCCCCGUAUGGGUUCGAAACUAGUCGGGCAUACUCCGACCUAAUAUCACGUGAGUUUUAGCCGUGUAUCAUAAUCAAUUAAUAUGAAUAACACUCACGAUAAUUUAAAUUCUAAAACAGACAAAUAAAUCUUGAAAAAUGCAUAAAUAUUGUUUUUUUUUUAAAAAUAAAUGUCGAUUUUUUGCUUAUUCCAUAUUUUUUCAUGGCUUAAUCUGAAAAAUACUAAGUAUUUCUUUCUGAAAAAAUGUUGGCAACACUAAGUACUGCCGUAAUCGAUGUAGCGUUCCAUGAUCAAGCAAGGAAUGUAAGAAUCCCCUCUCUAAUACGCAGUAGCGAGCACUUCAUAGCUUCAUAGAUGCAAAAAUGCUUUACCUACCCUGAGGAAACAUUUCAAUACUGUAGAACCUACCCUACCCUUGUUAGAAUCCUUAUGCACGCCAUUGCUAAUACAGUUAUAAAAUAUAAGGAAUAAUACUUGUGGUGGGCCGUUAGAAUUGGCUGAUUAUGAUGAUGUUUAGCUUUUAAUAAUAGGUCCAGCGAGACAUUAGUAAGGUGACUUAGUUACGGAUUUCAGUAAAUCUGUUUUUUGCCCUUGCGGUGAUAUAUGUAUACAUGGAUUGUAAUUUAAACCUCACAUUUCUUCACAUUUCAAAGUAGAGCGACUUUUAAGUCUUAGUGAUUAGAUCUACUUUACUUACUUUGAUGAAAAUUGAGGUAUAAAUCUUAAUCCAUUUUUAUAAACAUGGUUUACAGUCUGUCUUUUUUAUACGUCAAUGCAUAUUUUGUUACUAUAUGAUAUUUACAAUUACAUAAUAUACUCUAAAUAUCCGUAUUAAAAACGUUCUUCACCCAUCAGUUUAUUAGACGAAAAGUGUUUCAUAGAAUAUAAAAAAAAAAAAACUCAAAUCUCCUGGCCAAACUAUAGUUAAUGAUAGUCAAUAUAGUUUCGCCAGGAAAUUUUUUUAAAACACUUUUUAUUCAAUAAACAGCUGGUUCGUUUCUAACACGGAUUUUCUACUACGAAUAUUUAAUACGAAUUAAGUAAUGAGUACGAAUCUAUUCCAGGAAGUCUGUAUACCUUUGUCUGUCGUGGUAAGGUGACAAAUCUAAUUGAUUGAUCACAUCAUUAUACUGAAGAUUCAUGUGCUCACAACGCGCCAAGCUUGCGACCAAGUGACGACAAAUAGACGAAAUAUCCAAUGGCGGCAGAGCUAUCCCAUCUCUUUCUUCUCAACGCAAUGAAGCGAUAUUUCCGGUUGCAUCGCCAUCUCGGUUGAAAUUUGUCUCUCUUUACGACUUCAUUACAUGGAAAGAUACAGACUUCCUACAGUAGAAAAUUUUUAGCUAUUAUAAUCAUGCUGUGAUUUUGUUAAUCAAAAUGGACCAGUUAAUGAUUUUAUGAUUAUAUUUUUGAUGAUUUGUUGUGAUUUUUUUAUUAUUAAUUAUAAUAUGAUAUAUUACGAUAUUUUGAGAUUUUUUUUUAUAUUUCACAAACGGAAAAUGAUUUCUUGUAAAUAUAAUAAAUGAAUGCUUUAAAAUUGUUUUAAAAAAUAUUCGAGUGAAUGAAUUAUAACUAUUUUUAUAUUGAAUGUAAAUAAUAAUAAUUUAUUUGUUAAAUUUAACUAGAGAUGUGGGUAUUUUAAUAUAAAUUCAAUCAAUAAAUUAAUUCUUUUAAGUCGAGAGCAAUUGGGUAUUACCAUAAAAGAAAAUGAGGGAACCCAGUGAAUCGAUAAUGAUUUUUUCUUUUGUUUACAUUUUUUUGCAAAAAAAAAACUAAAAAGUUUAUCCAUUACAGAUUACCGUCUGUCUAUCUAAAUAACUAUUGAUCGGCUUAAUCGAUUUGAAUGAAAUAGGCAGCAUUUGAAAGGCUUCACCAAACUUAAGACUUAAUAAAAUUGAGCCGAAACGGACCAGAAUGUUUUGAGUAAUCUUAUAAACAAAAAAUGUAAUAAUAAGGUAAUUUUUAAUGAAAAAACUUAGUAUUUAGUAUUAGAAAAUACCUACCUGGGCUCCGAAGUGUAAACCCAAUUGUUCUCAACUAUUUAUUAUAACAGGGCAUUGUAUUCUAUAAGUUGUUUUAAAUAAUGAAAAGAACUGAUUAUUUUAAUGAACUUCGUUUAAGUAAUUAAGUAAUAUGAUGUUUAUAUUUUUAUACAUUGUUAUAAAUAAAGUUAAUUAAUUAUUAUAUAUUUUAAUAAAUGUAUCUCUACUUAUAAGGAUGACGUUCCUGUCUACAUUUUGUGGUAUCUAUUAAAAAUGUUUUUGUAAUAAUA